Exophiala aquamarina CBS 119918 is the source of this 717-nucleotide messenger RNA. RefSeq names its product pep2-like protein. The coding region runs from base 1 to 717 and encodes 238 amino acids. Lineage: Eukaryota; Fungi; Ascomycota; Eurotiomycetes; Chaetothyriales; Herpotrichiellaceae. The record is from RefSeq and is a predicted model, not a curated record. The transcript is spliced from 2 exons.
AUGGCCGAUUUACACAGCUUGCCAUUAGGGUCAAGACCUGUAAAUGCAGUUCGGAACAAUGGCCCUGAUCACCUGCUGCUAGAACGCAUGAAACUCCGAGAGCUGGCCGAAGGCUGGCCGAUGUAUCGAGAUGCCUGUGAAUGGGAGAACUUCGCCUCCAUUUUUAGCCCAGACGCAUAUGUCUACACCACCUGGACCGGCAAGACGUUCUACAAAGACUUCAUCGAAGCUUCCAAGCGCGGCAUGGAUGUGGGCGCUUUCAUCAUGCAUCGAUGCCACGGCAUCAGCACGGAUAUCAACCUGGCUGGCAAUCGGGCCGUAACAAAGAUGAAAGCAACGAUUACACAGCGGUUUGAGCUUUCAGGGUGCGAGGUAGAUGCGGAGAGCGAUUGUCGAUUCCUCUUCUUCUGGGUCAAGAACGGUGAUGCUUGGCAGGCGGCAUUCGUCCGACAUUGGUAUGAGAAGGAUAAAUUGAUUCCAGUGGAUCCAAACCAGGUGCCAACCUUGGAUCAGGAACAUCUUCACCUGUUUCCAUCAGGGUACAGAUACUUGGCCUAUUGCCAGGAGAAAACGAUGAGAGUCCGGGUGCUAAGGGACAUGCCCGGGCAUAAUCGGGAGAACGGUGUGCAAGGUGGAAGUCGAGAAGCGGGCCAUAAUCACAAUCUGCUUUACUGGCAUGCAAAGGCAUGGUUGGAGGGCGAAGACAUUACCUUUUAA